Periconia digitata is the source of this 1809-nucleotide messenger RNA. Lineage: Eukaryota; Fungi; Ascomycota; Dothideomycetes; Pleosporales; Periconiaceae. The record is from the annotation of a GenBank genome assembly.
UGUGCGAUUCGGGUUGCGACUACUUCGUCGAUGAUUUUGUCGCGGAUUUCGCGAGGUAAUCCCAGCAGAGAAAGCAUAUCCGAGAAUUCUCAUACGCAUCACUUCUGUCACUCUCUCACCGUCAGUUGCAACAACAACUAGAUAUUCACUGGGUGCGGUCCUUGACUCCUUAUAGCGGGGGUGUCUUGGCGUUGUACUAUUGAGGACUAGCUCAUCGUGUCUCAGCCUGAUCCGUUAUACGAUCUUUGACUAUUGUUGAAAAUCAACAUCAAGCCUGGUCAGAAUCUACACGUUAACAGCAGUCCAGUCGCAGCGGGCGACGCUCUAAACGCCAUGGGAAUCAAGGGUUGCUGGACAUGCAGAGAACGCAAAGUUCGAUGUGAUUUACAGCAGCCGGCGUGUGGCAACUGCACGAAAGGGCAGCGAGUUUGCCAGGGCUACGGUAUGCAGCUGUCCUGGCCGCGCGCUGGCGAUCAGAAAAGAGCAGUCGUUCUCCGAGAUAAACACCACACGGUGAAAAUAAUCCACGCAAACGUAAGAAGAUUCCUGAAUGUAUCUGGUUGGGAUGUUGCAUUAUCAGAGGAAUUGGGGAACGGGAGAUUGCCAGCUACUUACUUUCGUACAAUGAGGCUACCAGGGCCGAGUUACUUGUCGCCCAUCGUUGUGAAUAGGGAAGAGUCCCACCUCCUAGGCUUCUUCAACGAAUCAAGGUCAUUGGUGCUAGGACCCACCGACGAGGAAGGAUUAGCCAAAUUCAUCUUGCGGAUCGCAUUCUCAAGCAUGUCCGAUUCGACCAAUCCGGUUUUGCAGGGUGUGUUCGCGCUUGCAUCGUUACAGAUCAACGGCAACACGAAGAGCUAUCGCUACAAACAACAAACCAUAUCAGCUAUCAAAGAUUCGAUCGACUGGCUUGACGAACGGACGUUGCUCCAAAAUCUAAUGGCAACGAUGCUUCUUUACCACUAUGAGCUAUCUCUCGAGUCCGAUUCAAAAGGUACUUGGGUGACUUACCUAUGUGCAGUGAAGAAUAUCAUCAAUACAUCUCCCUCAGUCCAGAAACUAGUCCGAGAAGAGUACUCGGUUUUUCUGGACUGGAUAUUCUAUCAUGAAACUCUCGCCGAGUUUACGGUUAGACACUGGAAAGUUCCAUAUGAAGGGUGCGGCUUUGCACCCACUGCUAGAUCAAUCAAGACGGCUGUCGGUGCCAGCCAGUCGCAGAUGGAAGACAGUAUCGGCUGUCCAACGGAAGUGCUACAACUUGUAACGGACACGUGUAGGCAAGCCAUAGUCACUCGUUCCCCUAGAAUGAAUCAUACAUAUGCUGCGCUGGAGCGAACAAAGACACUCGAAAAGAAGAUCUCGAUAGAGAUCGGGGACUAUGGGCCCAUACCCAUACAAUCAAGGGCGUUCAUCAACCGCAAUACCAUGGUAUCUGACCUUCACCGGCUCGCGAGUUUGAUCUACGUCAACCGCGCGGUCCACAAUGUCUCCGAGACCGACUUCCGCCAUAAAAGGUUAGUGCGUGAAGGCAUAUUGCUUUUGACAGAGAUGGUCACUUGCCAGAGUGCGUGGCCUCUGUUCAUCAUUGCAUGCGAAGCCGUUGACGAUGAUCAACGGCUUGCCAUCUUGAACGUCUUUGAACAGAGUAGGCAUGAUCAAAGACGGAGGUCGCGCCACAUCAAUCUGAUUCAGCAUCUGGUAGAGGCUGUCUGGAACCAACAUGACCUAAAUGUCGAGGGUGAAGUGGAUUAUAUGACGAUAUUCGAUGCGGUGGUGGGUGGCCUGCCUUUCAUUCCGCCUUUUGCCUGA